AUGACCCCGCACCGCUUCCCCCUGAGCUUCGUCCACUCGGACGCCGGCCGGGCCGAGCUGCUCCCCGCCGGCGCCAGCCUGCUCCUGCUCGACUCCAUCCACGCCCCCGCCAGCUUCAUCCUCCUCCACUUCCUCGCAGCCGCCCUCCGCAAACACCGCCCAGUCAUCCUCCUCAACCUCAGCCAGCCCGCCGGAUACUGGACCAGCCUCCUCCAGAAGCAGGGCAUCCAGCCAGAGUCGGCCCAGUACAAGCACCUGCUCACCACCAUCGACCAGCUCGAACAACUCGAACCAUCCAUCAAGCUCCAACAAUCAUCUCCACUGGUGAUCAUCGAUGACCUCAGCUCGAUCAUCUGGGCGAGCGAGCGGCCAGCAGACCAGCUGAUCGACGCAUUCCAAGCAUUCCUACCCGCCCAGCUCAAGUCUCCAUUCUCGCUCGUCUCCGUCUUCCACCAAGACCUGGUCCACACAAACAAACGAGACCGAGAGAUAUUCAACCAUCUCAUCAACCGAUACCACAUCAUCCUCAGAACGAGAGCAUUGGGUGGACAGGGACGGGGUGAAUUGAUCAUCCAGAGAGGACCGGGAUAUCUCAGCGAUCUCAACCUGCCCAUCACCCUGUCCAGCGAGCAAACCACUCAAUACAAGAUCACCGAUAACUCACUCUCAUUCUAUCCAAAAGGCCUCGAUAAGGCCUUCAUCUAA
Messenger RNA from Puccinia triticina, 705 nucleotides. RefSeq lists its product as uncharacterized. The transcript has 3 exons. Gene Ontology annotation, biological process: tRNA wobble uridine modification. NCBI's taxonomy places the organism in Eukaryota, Fungi, Basidiomycota, Pucciniomycetes, Pucciniales, Pucciniaceae. Bases 1 to 705 code for a protein of 234 amino acids. Gene Ontology annotation, cellular component: elongator holoenzyme complex. The record is from RefSeq and is a predicted model, not a curated record.